AUGGACAAAACUGAACUCAUUAUCUUUCCCACAGCCAUAGCAACACCCCCUACCAAUAACUCUAUCACUGUUCACAACACCAUCAUUUCCCCCGUUCUCCUACUCUGCUGCUUAUUGUUAGCUCUUCAGAGCAAGGCCUUCUUUCCUCUUGUUGUUAAAGCCCUCUUCUCAUCACAUAUUUACUUGCAGCUCUCUCCUACUCAGCAACCAUCUUUACCCGCUUUUUCUCCUGCUGAUAUAACUAUGGCAGAAGUUCCUGAAUUAAACGUCAUCCCAAUGGACAGCUACAGUGAGUACGAGGAAGAAUUUUACGCUGACUACCCCUGUGAUAGGAAGUCUAGUAUGAAGCAUUUAGAUUGGACCUCGCAUCACACCAGUUGGUCAACAAGUGGAAUUAAACCAGAAAUAAGAAAGACUAGAAAGCCUCGGCACUGCUUCAGAAAGGCAAUAAUGCUGGUGGUGGCUGUGGAAAAGCUAAAAAAAAAAGUUUUUGACAAACGAUCACUGUUCGAUGACAGUGACCUGAUGGAUCACAUCCUAGUGGAGGAUGAAAUUACCUUCAACAAAAUAGAGAAUACAUGCGCACCUCCACGCAAAUUCCUGUACAGUAACACAACUGUCCACAUUAUUCGAGAUUGCAGACAGAAGUGUCUAGCACUGAAAAAAACUCAGGGCAGAGCGCAUCUUGUGGCCUUGUUCUUACAAGGGAAGAAUCUUGAGCAAGAAGCAAAGAUAAAUGUGGGCACGUACGUUUCACCACCUCUUGUGGAAGAUAAAUAUCCAGUCACUUUGGGUCUUGCUGGUCACAAUCUCUUUUUAUCCUGCAUUCCUGGAGAAGACAGUCCCCGUACUCCAGUACUAUCUCUGUUGGAGGUCACCAACAUUCAAGAAAAAAGGGACGGUGACUUGCUGCUCUUCCUCUUCUACAAAACAGAAAACACCAGUCACAACACCACCUUUGAAUCAGUGGCUUUCCCUGGAUGGUAUAUUAGCACGUCCCAGCAGGAUCACCAGUUUGUUCAAAUGAAGGCGCAAGACAAUCAAGUGUUUCUUAGGGAGUUUGACGUUACUCCAGAAGGAAUCUGA
Messenger RNA from Pseudophryne corroboree (corroboree frog), 1086 nucleotides. RefSeq names its product interleukin-1 beta-like. Lineage: Eukaryota; Metazoa; Chordata; Amphibia; Anura; Myobatrachidae. Gene Ontology annotation, molecular function: interleukin-1 receptor binding; cytokine activity. The coding region runs from base 1 to 1086 and encodes 361 amino acids. Gene Ontology annotation, biological process: cellular response to lipopolysaccharide; inflammatory response; immune response. The record is from RefSeq and is a predicted model, not a curated record. The transcript has 8 exons.